AUGGCCGAAGGCGGAGCCCAGGAUGCGGAAGAUGCGGAAGCCAAGCUGGGCACGAAGAUCCAUGCCAACUUAGAUCCGGACGCUCGAAGAGCAUCUGAAGUGCCUGCGCAGGAGCUGUCUUGGAGUGUGACCUCCGGGUCUUGCACCUUGCAGAGUGAUGGGUGCAUCAGCAGUUCGGGCUACCCGAACUCCUAUCCGAACAACGACUUCUGCAAUAUCCAAGUGAGCACGGGCAAUCGGAAGUCUCUCCAAGUUUUGGCUUUCAACGUGGAGGCUUAUCAUGACAGGCUUGUGGUCGAUGGCUUCCACAUUGUCGAGAGUGUCUUUGACGACAUUGUGCCGCAAGACUCCCUGCAAUGGACCUCGGAUGGAAGCGUCACGGCUUCUGGCUGGAAAAUCUGUUUGGUCGUGACAAUUCUUAGCAUGUCAUGUGAUUUCGAAUCCACUCUUUGUUCCUGGCUAGCAUCAAACACUCCCGGUUCGAUGACAUCAGCGUGGACGCGUGUCAACGGCGCAGACACCAACAUAGAUGGUUCUGGUUGGUACCUGCGCGCCGCAAGCAACAGCUCGCAGGACGUGGUCCUGGAGAGCGUCCCUGACAUGGUCAUCACUGACAAGCUCGUGGCCUUCUCCUUCGGCUUCCAGAUCAGUGGGUCGGAGGCGACGACGCUGCAGCUGGAUUGCCAAGCCUCAGAGAACAGUAGCUGGCUGAGUCUGUGGACCCAGCAUGCCAGCCAGAUCUCCUCCUCGUGGCAGGACGCGAUCGUGGUUGUUCCUGCCGGGACCGCUCGCCUGCGGCUGUUGGCGCGGCUCGCAGAACCAAGUGAUAUGGUUGGUCUGGACUCGGUGCAGACGUUGGUCGUCGUCCCAAGCGCGGAGAAUGCAAGUUGCAACUUCGACGAGGAUGCAUGCGGCUGGAUUUGUGGCGGCCAGGCGUGGAAGCGCAAUACUGGGGAGACGCCGAGUUGGGGGACUGGGCCAAGAUACGCGGCCGAAGGCAGCCACUACAUCUACCUAGAGUCGACAGGCCGAGAGCAUCAGGCGUUCACCUUGACCAGUCCCUUGUUCAGCACGCGCGCGUCCAGAAUUCUCAUGAGCUUUGCCUACCACCUUUACAGCCAUGAGUCUAUGGGAGACCUGGAGCUUCAAUAUUUUGAUGGGGCCGGCUGGAUGGGAUACUGGAGCGUGUCCGGAAGUCAAGGCGAUGAGUGGUAUCUCGCACAGGUCCUCCUGCCUCCCGAAGUGGUAGCCGUGCGCUUCCUUGGCACGACGCGGGGCGGCCAGAGCGACAUGGCUAUCGACGACAUCAACUUGGGUUCGUUCAACGUCUCAAUUGUCGACCUGUCAUGCAACUUUGAAACUGACUUUUGCUGGUGGCCCUUAGCGAGCUCUUCCAUAGGGUCGGCUUGGGAACGCGUCGCAGGCUCAAGUAGCUCUGCCCUGCCUGCAGCCCAUGCUGGAGACUGGUACUUGCGAGCCGCAAGCAACAGCUCGCAGGACGUGGUCCUGGAGAGCGUCCCUGACAUGGUCAUCACUGACAAGCUCGUGGCCUUCUCCUUCGGCUUCCAGAUCAGUGGGUCGGAGGCGACGACGCUGCAGCUGGAUUGCCAAGCCUCAGAGAACAGUAGCUGGCUGAGUCUGUGGACCCAGUAUGGCAGCCAGAGCUCCUCCUCGUGGCAGGAGGCGAUCGUCGUGGUUCCUAUCGGGACUGCUCGUCUGCGGCUGUUGGCGCGGCUCGCAGAACCAAGUGAUAUGGUUGGUCUGGACUCGGUGCAGACGUUGGUCGUCGUCCCAAGCGCGGAGAAUGCAAGUUGCAACUUCGACGAGGAUGCAUGCGGCUGGAUUUCUGGCGGCCAGGCGUGGAAGCGCAAUACUGGGGAGACGCCGAGUUGGGGGACUGGGCCAACAAACGCGGCCGAAGGCAGCCACUACAUCUACCUAGAGUCGACAGGCCGAGAGCAUCAGGCGUUCACCUUGACCAGUCCCUUGUUCAGCACGCGCGCGUCCAGAAUUCUCAUGAGCUUUGCCUACCACCUUUACGAAAACAACGAUUAUGGCUAUGGUCUUUGGGAUGACAUGGGUGACCUGGAGCUUCAAUAUUUUGAUGGGGCCGGCUGGAUGGGAUACUGGAGCGUGUCCGGAAGUCAAGGCGAUGCGUGGUAUCUCGCACAGGUCCUCCUGCCUCCCGAAGUGGUAGCCGUGCGCUUCCUUGGCACGACGCGGGGCGGCCAGAGCGACAUGGCUAUCGACGACAUCAACUUGGGUUCGUUCAACGUCUCAAUUGUCGACCUGUCAUGCAACUUUGAAACUGACUUUUGCUGGUGGCCCUUAGCGAGCUCUUCCAUAGGGUCGGCUUGGGAACGCGUCGCAGGCUCAAGUAGCUCUGCCCUGCCUGCAGCCCAUGCUGGAGACUGGUACUUGCGAGCCGCAAGCAACAGCUCGCAGGACGUGGUCCUGGAGAGCGUCCCUGACAUGGUCAUCACUGACAAGCUCGUGGCCUUCUCCUUCGGCUUCCAGAUCAGUGGGUCGGAGGCGACGACGCUGCAGCUGGAUUGCCAAGCCUCAGAGAACAGUAGCUGGCUGAGUCUGUGGACCCAGUAUGGCAGCCAGAGCUCCUCCUCGUGGCAGGAGGCGAUCGUCGUGGUUCCUAUCGGGACUGCUCGUCUGCGGCUGUUGGCGCGGCUCGCAGAACCAAGUGAUAUGGUUGGUCUGGACUCGGUGCAGACGUUGGUCGUCGUCCCAAGCGCGGAGAAUGCAAGUUGCAACUUCGACGAGGAUGCAUGCGGCUGGAUUUCUGGCGGCCAGGCUUCUCACAUCUUCGCAUGGUGUCAAAGGGAGUCGGGUCCGUCGGGUCAAGAUAGAGGCUUCCUCCCCUUCCCCCGCAUCCACUACAUCUACCUAGAGUCCUCUGGUCGAGCUCAGCCUCAGGCGUUCACCUUGACCAGUCCCUUGUUCAGCACGCGCGCGUCCAGAAUUCUCAUGAGCUUUGCCUACCACCUUUACGAAAACAACGAUUAUGGCUAUGGUCUUUGGGAUGACAUGGGUGACCUGGAGCUUCAAUAUUUUGAUGGGGCCGGCUGGAUGGGAUUUUGGAGCGUGUCCGGAAGUCAAGGCGAUGAGUGGUAUCUCGCACAGGUCCUCCUGCCUCCCGAAGUGGUAGCCGUGCGCUUCCUUGGCACGACAGCGGUCGGCCGGAGCGACAUGGCUAUCGACGACAUCAACUUGGGUUCGUUCAACGUCUCAAUUGUCGACCUGUCAUGCAACUUUGAAACUGGCUUUUGCUUGUGGUCCUUAGCGAGCUCUUCCAUAUCCGUAGGGUCGGCUUGGGAACGCGUCGCAGGCUCAAGUACCUCUGCCCUGCCUGCAGCCCAUGCUGGAGACUGGUACUUGCGAGCCGCAAGCAACAGCUCGCAGGACGUGGUCCUGGAGAGCGUCCCUGACAUGGUCAUCACUGACAAGCUCGUGGCCUUCUCCUUCGGCUUCCAGAUCAGUGGGUCGGAGGCGACGACGCUGCAGCUGGAUUGCCAAGCCUCAGAGAACAGUAGCUGGCUGAGUCUGUGGACCCAGUAUGGCAGCCAGAGCUCCUCCUCGUGGCAGGAGGCGAUCGUCGUGGUUCCUGUCGGGACUGCUCGUCUGCGGCUGUUGGCGCGGCUCGCAGAACCAAGUGAUAUGGUUGGUCUGGACUCGGUGCAGACGUUGGUCGUCGUCCCAAGCGCGGAGAAUGCAAGUUGCAACUUCGACGAGGAUGCAUGCGGCUGGAUUUCUGGCGGCCAGGCUUCUCACAUCUUCGCAUGGUGUCAAGGGGAGUCGGGUCCGUCGGGUCAAGAUAGAGGCUUCCUCCCCUUCCCCCGCAACCACUACAUCUACCUAGAGUCCUUUGGUCGAGAGCCUCAGGCGUUCACCUUGACCAGUCCCUUGUUCAGCACGCGCGCGUCCAGAAUUCUCAUGAGCUUUGCCUACCACCUUUACGAAAACAACGAUUAUGGCUAUGGUCUUUGGGAUGACAUGGGUGACCUGGAGCUUCAAUAUUUUGAUGGGGCCGGCUGGAUGGGAUACUGGAGCGUGUCCGGAAGUCAAGGCGAUGCGUGGUAUCUCGCACAGGUCCUCCUGCCUCCCGAAGUGGUAGCCGUGCGCUUCCUUGGCACGACACGGGGCGGCCGGAGCGACAUGGCUAUCGACGACAUCAACUUGGUUUCGUUCAGCGUCUCAGUCUCAAUUGUCGACCUGUCAUGCAACUUUGAAACUGACUCUUGCUGGUGGCCCUUAGCGAGCUCUUCCAUAGGGUCGGCUUGGGAACGCGUCGCAGGCUCAAGUACCUCUGCCCUGCCUGUAGCCCAUGCUGGAGACUGGUACUUGCGAGCCGCAAGCAACAGCUCGCAGGACGUGGUCCUGGAGAGCGUCCCUGACAUGGUCAUCACUGACAAGCUCGUGGCCUUCUCCUUCGGCUUCCAGAUCAGUGGGUCGGAGGCGACGACGCUGCAGCUGGAUUGCCAAGCCUCAGAGAACAGUAGCUGGCUGAGUCUGUGGACCCAGUAUGGCAGCCAGAGCUCCUCCUCGUGGCAGGAGGCGAUCGUCGUGGUUCCUAUCGGGACUGCUCGUCUGCGGCUGUUGGCGCGACUGGCUGCGCCCAGAGAUUUUGCGUGUGUGGACUCUCUGCAGUUGCUGAACGUCUCCACAACGGUGAUGAAUGCCAGUUGCGACUUUGUGGUGGAUGCAUGUGGCUGGAAGUCUGAGUCUGAGGCAGGGUUCAAAGUUUUGGAGACCACGGUCUUUGCCUCGUAUCAAGAAAAGUUGGUCCCUGGCCAGGACUGGGCGGUGGUAAAUGCGUUCAGCGGCUACAUCCAGUCGAGCAUUUCUACUGAUUCUACUGCUACUUUUGAGGUGCGGCUCUGGCAACACGUGCUAACACAGCUUUCCAGGGGGCACGCGAAGAAAUAA
Messenger RNA from Symbiodinium natans, 4938 nucleotides. The record is from the annotation of a GenBank genome assembly. NCBI's taxonomy places the organism in Eukaryota, Dinophyceae, Suessiales, Symbiodiniaceae.